AUGCAACAGAAGCAGCCCCUGGGCACGCGCAGCCCCUUGCCCACCUGCCUGCUUCCAGGGGAAAUAUUAAAUCUGAACCAUUCAGCGAAUUCCCGGGGCCCGUCCAGCAGCAGAGGUGGGCGAGGAGCGGCGGCGGAGCGACGGCGGCAGGAGGAGCAGCAGCAGCAGCAGAAGCGGCCGCGGAGCCCGGCAGGCCGCACCGACCCGCCGACGGAGCCCCAGCCGGCCGGCCGGCGGUCAGGCUAUCAUUUCCCUGACUGGGCGUACAAGACCGAAUCCAGCCCGGGCUCCCGCCAGAUCCAGCUCUGGCACUUCAUCCUGGAGCUGCUGCAGAAAGAGGAGUUCCGGCACGUGAUCGCCUGGCAGCAGGGCGAAUACGGAGAGUUUGUCAUCAAGGACCCGGACGAGGUGGCCCGGCUGUGGGGCCGGAGGAAAUGCAAGCCCCAGAUGAACUACGACAAGCUGAGCCGGGCUCUCAGGUACUACUACAACAAGCGGAUCCUGCACAAGACGAAGGGCAAGAGGUUCACCUACAAGUUCAACUUCAACAAACUCGUGAUGCCCAGUUACCCCUUCCUUAACCUCCGCCCCACCGGCGCCGUGCCCCAGAGCGCCCCUCCGGUGCCCACGGCUGCGUCCCGCUUCCACUUCUCCCCCCUGGAGGGCCAGUCGCCCAGCGAGGACUCCCAACCGGGCUGCUUCUCCGGCAGGGCCCUGGGGCCGCCGGGCCAGGAGGGGCUCAGCAACGGCAGCGUGGAUGAGAAGGCGUCUCCGGCGCUGGAGCUGGACGGGGGCUCGCCCGACUGGCACCGCAGGGUCGACCUCCUGGCCUCCCGCAACACGGCGGCCGCCCCGGGCACCGUCGGGCACCCGAAGCGCAAGUCGGACCUGGUGCUACCCAUCUUUGGCCGGGCCGGCCUCUACCCAGACACGCACAGCCCUUUCGCCGGGUCGCCCCUCCCUCCCCGCGGGGGGGUGCUCAACAUGCCCCUCUCCCCCGCCCUGUCGCUGACGCCCACCCUCUUCUCCUACAGCCCCUCCUCGGCCAUGAGCCCCUUCGGGCCCGGGGGCGGCAGCUGCUUCUCCUUCAGCCCCGAGGAGAUGAAGCGCUACCUGCACUCGCAGGCCUGCUCCGUCUUCAACUACCACCUCAGCCCCCGGACCUUCCCCCGCUACCCCAGCCUCCUCAUCCCGCCCCUGCCCUGCCAGCCGCCGCCCCCCGAGGAGCAGGCCCCCUUCCCCAUCAAGCUGCAGCCCCCGCCCGCCGGGCGCAAACACCGGGAGCGGCACGAGAGCGAGGGGGGCACCGGGCCGCCUCUGUCGCCCCCACGGAUCAAGCUGGAGCGGCCCUUCGAUCAGGAGCCCGGCAGCACCGACUCCCCGGAGGGGGUCCCGGCGGGGCGGGAGGAGAGCGAGGGCUCGGCCCCUCCGCCCCUCCACCCGGAGCUGCCCCAGGAGAAGACGCCCUUCCUGCACCCGGCCGCCCCGGCUUGGCCUGGCACUUCCGUGGUGCCUGGCCUGGCCAAGAAGCUGAAGCAGGAGGAAGGGGCCGCCGAGAAGCCCCCCGCGCAGGAGCCCGGGGUGGAGCCGGGGCCUCUGGAGAAGAGGGAGGACGCCCUCAUGCCCCCCAAGCUGCGCCUGAAGCGUCGCUGGAACGGGGACCGGCUGGCCGAGGGCCCCGAGCAGGCCCCGAGCAGGAAGCCCUCCUGGGCCGGCAGCCUGGACACGCCCCACAUCCUGCUGGCCCCCAAGGCUGCGGUGGAUACUUAG
Messenger RNA from Protobothrops mucrosquamatus (brown spotted pit viper), 1770 nucleotides. RefSeq names its product ETS variant 3 (gene ETV3). Gene Ontology annotation, molecular function: sequence-specific DNA binding; DNA-binding transcription factor activity, RNA polymerase II-specific. The record is from RefSeq and is a predicted model, not a curated record. Gene Ontology annotation, biological process: regulation of transcription by RNA polymerase II; cell differentiation. The transcript is spliced from 5 exons. The coding region runs from base 1 to 1770 and encodes 589 amino acids. Lineage: Eukaryota; Metazoa; Chordata; Lepidosauria; Squamata; Viperidae. Gene Ontology annotation, cellular component: nucleus.